This is a messenger RNA of Portunus trituberculatus (swimming crab), 1237 nucleotides long. Its product is annotated as trypsin-1-like. Gene Ontology annotation, molecular function: serine-type endopeptidase activity. Lineage: Eukaryota; Metazoa; Arthropoda; Malacostraca; Decapoda; Portunidae. The record is from RefSeq and is a predicted model, not a curated record. The transcript has 7 exons. Gene Ontology annotation, biological process: proteolysis. The coding region runs from base 12 to 845 and encodes 277 amino acids.
AGAAACACAUCAUGGACACGUCACAGCGAGCUUUCCGUGGUGUAUGCCGCCUGAUGGUGGUGGUGGUGCUGAGUGGCCUGGCAGGAGUGAACGGCAGACAGGUGGAGAGGAUUCCGAGGACGGCCCGCCACACACCAGCCCUGCGCCACACCCGCAUCGUGGGAGGCAACGUGACCACCCAGGGCCAGUUCCCCUCCAUGGUGGCACUGUACCACCAUUCCCUGUUUGGCAAGUCCUUCAUCUGCGGCGGCACUCUGCUCAACACCAAUCACGUCCUGACGGCGGCGCAGUGCCUGGACGGGUACUCGGCCUCCUCCAUCGAGGCGGUGGCGGCGGAGCAGCACCUGAGCCAGAGCUCGGGGCUGGAACAGAGUCUCCGCGGCGAAAUCAAGAUCAUGCACGACUUCUCCACCACCACGGGCGCCAACGACAUCGCCAUUCUCAGGACGUCAGGACACUUUAUGCUGGCUGAGGGGUUGGUGCAGGUGGUGCAGCUGCCUCAGGACUACCAGACGCCUCCCGCCACGUGCACGGCUGUGGGCUGGGGCAACACUGAGUACGGCGGGAGCAUCAGCAAGGAUCUGCGCUCCGUGGAGCUGCCGACCCUCACUGACCAGGAGUGCUCAGACGUGUACGGGCCGGACCAAGUGAUGCUGGACAUGAUGUGUGCAGGUCAUAUGGACGGCGGCUCGGGGGUGUGCAAUGGUGACGCGGGCGGGCCCCUGUUCUGCGAGGGCGUCAUAAUGGGCAUCACGUCCCGGGGGCUGCACUGCGACAGCUACCCCGCCAUCUUCACCGAGGUGUCUCACUAUCUCGACUGGAUCAGGCUCAACAGCAACGCGUAAACACAUUGAGGCACUGCUGCUGCUGCUGCUGCCUGAGGGAGUGAGGCAGCUGUGUGUUGACAGGAGCCUUAUUCUGUCCAUCCUCCUCCUGAAUGUUCCCUUUUCCAUCCUUUUCGUUUUCUCCCAUUCCUAUUCUGCCAAGUUCCCUAACGCAAUGGCUAGCCAGUACUUCCAGUCUUUCAUCUCCUCUCCGGAUAAACUCGGUAAUUCGGUGCCCGCUUCUAUAUUUCCUCCUCCCUAUGAUUUAAUAACUCCUUCACGAGUGAGGUGUCUUCAGAACAUUUUUCGUAAUUUGUAAAUGUUUCAUUGAACUUUUCUGGCACUUUUUUCCGCUUUUUUAUUGUCCUUUGCCAGAGUUCCUCCAUCAAUAAAAGAAAACUCUUGAUCUUUCG